Molecule: messenger RNA, 636 nt
Organism: Triticum aestivum (bread wheat)
Lineage: Eukaryota; Viridiplantae; Streptophyta; Magnoliopsida; Poales; Poaceae
Product: RING-H2 finger protein ATL39-like
Exons: 1
Coding region: 25-636 (203 amino acids)
Biological process (GO): protein ubiquitination
Molecular function (GO): transferase activity
Source: RefSeq, a predicted model, not a curated record
AUUUGCUCCGCGCCGCGCGCCACCAUGUCCUCCUAUGGCAGCACAGGCUCGCAGCAGGGAGCAGACGUGGCCCCAUGCUGCGCCACCCCGACGCUGGUCGCCGCCUUGGCAGCAUCCUUCGCCUGCUGCUUCUUCUUCGUCCUUGUCUUUCUCUGCCUGCGCUUCCUCCACCUUCGCCGCACCCGGACGCCGCGCCACAGUGCGCCGCAGCCGCUGCAAGGUGAGGGACAGGCCCAGCAGCGGCCCAAGCUCGGCCUCGACGCCGCCACCAUCGCGCUCAUCCCGUCCUUCCCUUACCUGCGGGAGAGCUCGGACUCGGCGCCGGCCGAGUGCGCCGUGUGCCUCGGCGCCCUCGACGAACGGGAGAGGGUGAGGCAGCUCCCAGCCUGCAAUCAUCUGUUCCACCAGGGGUGCGUUGAUGUAUGGCUAAUGUCUAACGCGUCGUGCCCGGUCUGCCGCGCCAAGGCCGAACCGGCCGCGCCUACGCGCGCGUCGGCUUCCGUCGUGCCUGUCGAGAUGUGGGACGAGGAGACGGUGUCUUCGUCGCCAGCGGCAUCGGAAACCACGCCGGAGCGGCUUGGUGAGCGCCCGUUUGUCCCCCGCUCCGGCCAGGAAGCAGACCUGGAGCGGCAAUAA